Molecule: messenger RNA, 2906 nt
Organism: Cicer arietinum (chickpea)
Lineage: Eukaryota; Viridiplantae; Streptophyta; Magnoliopsida; Fabales; Fabaceae
Product: U-box domain-containing protein 35-like
Biological process (GO): protein phosphorylation; protein ubiquitination
Molecular function (GO): ATP binding; ubiquitin-protein transferase activity; protein kinase activity
Source: RefSeq, a predicted model, not a curated record
UGGACUAUCCAGUAACUGUUUUAUUUGAAGCUAGAAAAAAUUAUUUCAUUUAGGACAAAAGUAAUGAUGAGAAAAUGUCAAAUGAGAAUAUCUUCUUAUCUAUCUAAGAUUUGAGCCAACCACUGAACCAAUUCAAAGCUUGUUUUUUUCAUUGGCAAUUUUUUAAUUUAUUCUUUAUAUAAGGAAAAAGAUGGAUAUGAUUCAGGAGGGAGAUGAAAAUAGUAAAUGUUCAGUUGUUGGUUUAGCAAUUAAGGGUAACAAGAAAAGCAAAUAUGUUGUACAAUGGGCACUUGAUAAAUUUGUUAAUGAAGGAGUGAUUAGUUUCAAGCUUAUACAUGUUCGUGCUGUUAUAAAAGGAGUUCCAACACCAAUGGGAGAUGUGCUUCCUCUUUCACAAGUGAGAAAUGAUGUAGCAACUUCUUUCAAAAGGGAAAUUGAGUGGCAAACAAAUCAUAUGCUUCUACCUUUUAAGAGUUUGUGUGAGCAUAGAAAGGUUCAUGUAGAUGUUGUAGUGAUUGAAUCAGAUGAGGUAGCUACUGCAGUAGCAGAGGAAGUAGCUAAGAAUUCUAUAAACAAACUUGUCCUUGGAGCUUCAUCUCCUGGUCUAUUUAAAAGUAAACACAAGGGUAUGUCUGCAAAAAUAUCAGUAUGCAUUCCAAGAUUUUGUACAGUUUAUGCAGUUUCCAAAGGAAAAUUGUCCAUACGGCCAUCAGACAUGGAGAUUGAUGGAAGCAUUAUAGAUGAUACAAGUGAAACCAGUUUUUCCUCCAGCAGCUCAUCAAACUACACUUCCACCAAUCUUACAGAUUCUAGCUCAGUUGCUUCUUCUGCUGCUUUACAUUCCUCUUCCCUGCCAACACGACAAAUUAAAGCUCUCUCGACUAUAAAUCAUACCUUUCUAAGCACAAGUUCUAGUUUAAAUGAAAUUAAUCAUUAUAGAGGCCAGUCACUAGAUCUUGGGAGAAAACAUGUUGCUUCAAGUUCUUCUAGAAACUCAGAUAUUGACCAUAUUGCAAGUCAAGCGUCUAGUUGCGGAAGCAUUUCAGAUAAUGAAUCUUGGAUUUAUGAUCAAAAUUCUGCAAAGUAUGUCCCUCAAGUAACUAAACUUCCAUCACCAAAUAGAGAGGAAAACUUUAACCUUGAGCUGGAAAAGUUGAGAAUUGAACUAAGACAUGCACAAGGGAUGCAUGCAGUAGCUCAAAGUGAGAACAUUGAUGCAUCACAAAAGCUGAAUGAACUAAACAAGAGAAGAGUAGAAGAAUCCAUGAAAAUGAAGGAGAUUAUUGCUAAGGAAGAGAUGGCAAAGGAGUUAGCAAAUCAAGAAAGAGAGAAAUAUGAAGCUGCAGCAAGAGAAACUGAAUAUUUGAAACAAUGUGCAGGAAGAGAGGCUGCAGAAAGAAGAGAAUCAGAGAUGAAAGCUACUCAUGCUGCCAAAGAGAAAGAAAAGCUUGAGGAUGCUCUGAGUGGUUCAACGCCUCAGUACCGUAUGUUUACGUGGGAGGAAAUAGUUUCAGCUACUUCAUCUUUUUCUGAAGAUCUGAUGAUUGGAAAGGGUGCAUACGGAAUGGUGUAUAAGUGCGCUUUGCAUCACACAACUGUUGCUGUUAAAGUUCUCCACUCUAAUGGAAACCACAAAAGCAAGCAAUUCCAACAAGAGUUAGAGAUAUUGAGCAGAAUUUGCCAUCCAAACCUGCUUCUUCUUCUUGGUGCAUGUCCUGAUCAUGGAUGCCUUGUGUAUGAAUACAUGGAGAAUGGUAACUUAGAGGAUAAACUAUUUCAGAAAAACAGUACAACAUCAAUCCCAUGGUUCGAGAGGUUUCGAAUAGCUUGGGAAAUUGCGUCAGCUCUUUCCUUUCUUCACAGCUCAAAGCCACAACCUAUCAUCCACCGUGACUUGAAACCGGCAAACAUCUUGCUUGGCCGGAACCUUGUCAGCAAGAUUGGUGAUAUUGGUCUUUCUACAAUCCUCAAUUCAGAUGAUUUAUCUACCAUGUAUAAGGACACGGCGCCUGUUGGAACACUAUGCUACAUUGAUCCUGAGUAUCAAAGGAGUGGUUUAAUAUCUCCAAAAUCUGAUGUUUAUGCUUUUGGAUUAGUGGUCUUACAGUUAUUGACAGCAAAACCAGCAAUGGCACUUACAGAUAUGGUUGAAACAGCGAUUGAUAAUGGUAAUUUAGCAGAUAUAUUGGAUCCAAAAGCAGGUUCAUGGCCACUACAAGAGACACUAGACAUAGCUCGGUUAGCAUUGAGUUGUGCGGAGCUUCGGCGUAAGGAUCGACCUGAUUUGAAAGAUCAUGUGUUACCAAUGCUAGAGAGGUUGAAAGAAGUUGCUGAUGGGGCUGCUCAUUCUGCUUCAAUAGUUAAUUUAAAAUCUAGACCUCCUAACCAUUUUAUAUGCCCAAUACUUCAGGAUGUGAUGGAUGAUCCUUGUGUUGCAGCAGACGGAUAUACGUAUGAUCGCAAUGCAAUUGAAAAGUGGCUUGAAGAGAAUGGUAAAUCACCAAUGACAAAUAUGGCUUUACCUCAUAAGAAUCUAAUUCCUAAUUACACACUUCUAUCUGCAAUUUUGGAGUGGAAGUCCUGAUAAAAUAUGAUACUUGCAUUCUACAUUAUCUUUCUCAGUGCUAAUAUUUAGUUAAAUGAUUCUUCUAGUGUAGCUAGACUAACUAAAGAGGUCAACAUGUGAUGGUUACUUGGUUGCAAAUAUUUUUGUGUUCCAAUAUCAACCAUGUUUGUUGUUUUGUUACAUGAGGAAGAGUGAAUUUCAAGUGUAGAUAAAUUUGAUUCUAUUGUAGGAUUCUGUAUGUACUUAGGGGUUAAAUUUGAUCCUCGUAUUAUCAUUGAAGUAUCCAUCAUCUUUUGAUACAUUUGUAUAAUUAUUCUUUGAAUAGUUUGUUUUUAUCACA